Molecule: messenger RNA, 2371 nt
Organism: Caenorhabditis angaria
Lineage: Eukaryota; Metazoa; Nematoda; Chromadorea; Rhabditida; Rhabditidae
Source: the annotation of a GenBank genome assembly
AUGUCUUCGAAAUUGUUCCGAAAACUGAGUUUCGGAAUUCAAAAAACCAAAAAAUCUAAACUUCGCCCACAAGAAGAAACCCGUUUGGAAAUCUCCCGAAUUUCACAAGAAAAUCUCGAAAAAUAUGAUGAGUUUCGCGAAAAAACGAUAGGAAAAAUUGAGAAAAAAUCACAGAAAAAAGGAAAGAAUUUUGAACAAAAAGAAAAUGAAGAUGUUGGAAGCCCGGAAGAGGCAAGGAAAAAUCUGGAAAAAUUACUUGGCGAAAUUCGACGAGCGAAUCGAAUUUUCACGUGGGGCGAAAAUAUUCCCGAUAUUAUUUUGAGAUUUGGAGCAGAAGAGGGAUUCGAAAAAUCGAUAAUUGAAAAAUUGAAAGAGGCAAAUAUUGAAAAACCGUCACCGAUUCAAAUGCAAUCGAUUCCAUUGAUGAUGAAAAGAAGAAAUGUGUUGAGUAGUGCACCAACUGGUAAGAGAAUUGGGAAGAGAGCGGGAAUGAGAACAUUUGGGGAUAUAAAUUAGACAGCUUUUAAAAAAUACCGUGAAAAAUGAAGAAUUUUGAACUGACAACUUUUAAAAAUUUUUAAUUAUCUAAUAUUCUAAAUCUGUGAAAUUGAGCGAAUUUAUUUUCGGAAAAUCUAGUAAAACACUGAAAAUGUUCAUCUUGGAAACAUACGUUUCAAAAAAUCAUUUUAUAAAUUUUCGAGAAUAAAAAUAUGUUUUGCUCCACUAACAAUGUUUUAACUCAAACUAUAUUUUCCCAGGUUCCGGAAAAACACUUGCCUUUGCCCUUCCAGUCAUCGAUGAAAUUCUGAAACUCAAAAAUCGCUCGGAAUCUGCGAAAAACAAACUUUUGGCGAUCAUUUUGGAACCUACUCGAGAAUUGGCAAAUCAAACGUUUAGCGAAUUUCAGAAAUAUUCGAAUGGAGAAAUCGAGUGUUGUAAUUUUAGUGGAGAGGAUGAAGAAUUUGAGAAAGGUAACAGAACCCUACUUAUAAUUCCUCGAUAUCGCUUAUUUUUCCAGCUGAAAUACUAAUCUCUACUCCAAAUCGAAUCGUUUUUCAUCUCGAAAAAUUGGACUUGAGUCAUCUUCGAUGGCUUGUUGUUGAUGAAUCUGAUCGACUCUUCGAAGUUGUCGAAGGAAAUGAGAAAUGUUUUCGAAAUCAGUUGGCUGCAAUUUAUAAGGCUUGUGAGGCAAAAUGUACAAGAACUGCCUUUUUUAGUGCCACGUUUUCGCAGGAAGUUGAGAAAUGGUAUGUUUUGGGUGAAAAUUCACUGAAAAGCGUGGAAUUUUGAGAAAUGUUCAUUUUUCUAGUGAAAACGGGAACUUUAGCCUUACAAUAUUCCGCAUUUACACCUCACAUUAUUUUUCAGGUGUAAAGAAAACAUUGAUAAUAUCGGAAUGGUUUGCGUCGGUGAACGGAACUCUUCAAACACCCAUGUAAAACAAGAAUUGAAAUAUUGUGGAACAGAAGAUGGCAAAAAAGUUGCGAUCAAACUUUUGCUGAAAACUCAAUUCAAACCACCUGCUUUAGUUUUUGUGCAAAGUAAAGAUCGAGCUGCUCAACUUGUCAAAUUGUUAUCAGCGAUUGAUGGAAGUUUGAAAGUUGAUUCGAUCAAUAGUGAUAAAAGUGAUAAAGAGGUGGGAUUUUGGAAGAAUUUUCAGAGCGUCGAAUUUCUGGGAUUUAUUAUUAAAUUCACUCUAUAAAUUAUAUUUGGCUUGAAAACUCUAGAUGUUUCCAAUUGAAAAUAAAACCAGUUGAAUUUUAUGUGUAGGAAUUCAGGUUAAAAUAUCUAAUUUUAUUUCAGCGCGAUGAAACAAUGCAACGAUUCCGAAAUGGUGAAAUUUGGGUUCUCGUCUGUACUGAAUUAUUAGGUCGUGGUCUAGAUUUGUCCGAUGUUGGCCUAGUUAUCAAUUAUGAUCUACCUACCUCAAUUGUCAGUUAUAUUCAUCGAGUUGGACGAACUGGGCGAGCUGGAAAUCGGGGAAAUGCGGUGACAUAUUUCACGGAUUCUGAUAUACAAUAUGUGAAAAGUAUUGCAAUGGUUAUUAGGCAAAGCGGAUUUGAAGUACCACAAUAUUUGUUGGAAAUGAAGAAAGUUUCGAGGUUGGUGGAAAGAGAAAAUAUUCGAAGAAUUAUUCACCGAGUAAUAUAUCAAUAAAACAAAAAACAACUUUGAAUAAUCAAUAGUUUCUCACUCAAAUGCGAUUUCCCAGAAUCCCGUCUCAAACACAAAUUUCCCAAAAUUCUCCCAUUUUUCCAGAGACAAACGGAAAGAUUUGCUCAAACGGGCUCCAAAACGCCACAAAAUUGCUGUGGUGAAAAAAGUGGCGAAAAAGAAGAAGAUGAAGAAAACUGUUAGAACUAAUGAAUAG